AUGAGAACCCAGGCUCUGCUGUCCAUCUUGCUUCUUUGCGUCCUGCUGCUGCAGGCCCGGGGAGGGCAACGCAGCCAGGGGAUGAACCAUCUCAAAGCUAAAGCCUGUACGAAGCGACCCAAGGAGUUUACUUGUGAGAACCACUGUUCAUACUUCCAGCACUGUCCACAAAAUACCGUAUGCUGCUCAACCUUCUGCGGGAAUGUUUGUAUGAACAUCCUGUGA
Molecule: messenger RNA, 225 nt
Organism: Cervus elaphus (red deer)
Lineage: Eukaryota; Metazoa; Chordata; Mammalia; Artiodactyla; Cervidae
Gene: WFDC10B
Product: WAP four-disulfide core domain 10B
Exons: 2
Coding region: 1-225 (74 amino acids)
Cellular component (GO): extracellular region
Molecular function (GO): peptidase inhibitor activity
Source: RefSeq, a predicted model, not a curated record